CAUAUCGUAAGCUGUCGCGCAGUACGCUUUACCGUCGUCCGAUCCCAAAUCUCGAUGUCUUGACUUUUGAUUCUUGAAGUGUCAAACGUUGUGUACCAUAUCGUAAUACACCAAAAAUUGUGAUUUCCGGCUAGGGUUUUUUUUUUGCGUUUUGUUUUGAUCGAAUUUGAGUGAUAUUACCGCAGUUGUGUACUUGUGUUCGUCAUGUUCUAGAUUUCUCGUUCGAUUUCCGUCGUCGAGGAUUUUCGACUCUUGUCGCUAAUCUUUUCUCGAAAAACCGUCAUCGUGCCAAAAUGGAGGCGGUCAAAGCUUUUACGUUUGAGCUUUAUUCCAUUAUGGAGAUGAAGCCACCUAUAUCAAAAGCAAAAAUGACUGCGAUUACUCGAAAUGCUAUCAAAGCCAUCAAGUUAUAUAAACAUGUUGUUCAAUGUGUAGAAAAAUUUAUACAAAAGUGCAAACCUGAGUAUAAAAUACCAGGUUUAUAUGUAAUUGAUUCAAUUGUAAGGCAAUCAAGGCAUCAAUUUGGAAAUGACAAAGAUGUAUUUGCUCCUAGAUUUGCACGUAAUCUCAAACAGACUUUUACACACUUAUUUGCUUGUCCAGAAGAAGAUAAAAGUAAAGUAAUUCGAGUAUUAAAUUUAUGGCAAAAGAAUGCUGUAUUUACCACUGAUAUCAUUCAACCUAUUUUUGAUUUGGCUGCCAAUCCUGAUUAUGGCGAACAUUCUCAAACAAAUCCAUUAUCAUCAAUGGACAAUAGUCCAAAAAUAAGUGUUAAGACAGAUCUUUUUAAAAGUCAAGAAAAUACCCCUGUUAAAGAUGACAUGUCUAAACAUUUUGACACUCUACAGUCACAGAGUUUAGAAACUGAUAGUAAACCAAUAGAUCCAGCUAUACUUGAACAUAUACAAGCUAUUCAAUCAUUGUUGAAGAAACAACCAGGCCAUAUGCAACAGUCAUCAACAUCUCCUCAAGUAAAAAAAUCUGAUGCAGUGAAAUUGUUUGAUAAAAAAAUUCUUGAUUAUGAUUAUGGUGAUGAUGAAGAUGAAAUGCUUAAUCAAUCUCCAGUAUUCCAACAACAGCAACAUCAAAGUACUGCCAUUGAAGGAAUUGACAGCCUAUUGAAUAACCCAGAAGUUCUGCGCACAUUGCGCAAUGUCGAAGGGUUAAUGUCUUCACAGUCUAAACAGCAAGCAGAGUUGGACAAGAUAAAAGAAAUGAGAAAAGAAGCKGAAUUUGACAAGCAUCUUGCUCAGACUGUUCAGAAUUUACCAUUUGCUUCUGAAUGUGAAUUAAAACCAGCUCCUUUGAUCCCCCAAGCACCUGGUGGAAUGUUGUCAAACCCAUAUAUAAAUCAAUUGUUCAAUGCACAAGUAUAUCAACAACAACAACCUUUGAUGUCAUCAGAACAUCAUCAUAAACCUUUAACCCAGAUUAUUUAUGAUGAUCCAAACCAAUCAAAACCUGAAGUAAUAGAUCUAGAUCAUAUUGCAUCACCUCCUCAGAAUAAACGAGAAUCAAGGCGAGAUGGUUAUUCAUCAGGUCCAUCUCGAAAAAGAUCUCCUAGGAAGAGUAGUCGUGAACGCCAACGCGAACGAGAAAAGGAACGAGAAAGAGAUAGAGAAAGAAGAAAAAAAUAUCUACCUCCAUUAAAAAAAAAUCAUUUAGCUGUUGUAAGCACUACUCUUUGGGUGGGACAUUUAUCAAAACUCAUACACCAAGAUGAUUUAUAUGGAUUAUUUCAACCAAUUGGUGACAUAGUUUCAUUAAAUUUAAUAUCACCUAGAGGGUGUGCUUUUUUGUGUAUGAACCGAAGACAAGAUGCUGCUCGUAUUAUGAGUAAAUAUCAAGGAGAAAGAUUACAAGGGAAACCUAUGACGAUUGCUUGGGCUCCGGGUCAAGCAAUGAAAGAUAAAGAAUGGAAAGAUUAUUGGGAAAUUGAUGAUGGAGUUUCAUAUAUACCUUGGGAGAAAUUAAAUAAGGAAAUAGACUAUGAUGAGUUGGAAGUUGGAGGAAUGUUAGAUGAAGAUACAAUGCCUGAAUGGCUUAAAACUCAUUUAAAAAACUUGCGCACAUCAAAGAAAAAUGAGAAAAAAGAAGAAGAAAAAUUAACUGAAGGAAGUCAGCAGCCGUUAAAUACAUCUAACUUUUUUGAUCCACAAGGUGUUCAAUCUCCUAGUGUUCAAAAUAUGCAAAUGUCUCCUGCUCAGAACAGUCAGCCAAGUCAGAUGAAUUUCAAUAUGCCACAAACAAUGAGCAUGCCUAAUCCUUUCGGAAUCAAUCCUAGAUUGAUUAAUCCAAUGAUGAAUCCUAUGAUGCCUGGAACUAUGCCUCCAAUGGGGAUGGGUCACCCUUCUAUGAUGAUGAUGAAUAGAAUGCCAUCACCGUUUGGACCUCCGCCAAACAUGAACAUGAUGGGAAACCCUCAACAAAUGACAAUGUCUAAUGAUGCACAAAAACCACUUGGCGUACCUCCAGAUAUGAUGAUGUCUUUUCCUUUUGGUAUGAAUCUACCAUCUCAAACUGCAGCUAUUUCUUCUGCUCCGACAAUGAUGGGGAUGAAUCCUCCCACUGUCACAUCCGGAACUAGUUCUGCUCCUACACUUACUCAAAAUACAAGUCAAAAGGAUAAUCUUAACACAACAAAUCCUCCAAAUCAGUUAGACCCAUCAACCCUUAUGCAAUUUAAUUUACCUCCUCCUCCGAAACUUCCAAAUUUAAAUGAUUUUGCACGAAUUGGAAGUAAUACAAAUAUUGGUAAUGAUAAAUAUGAUCCUAAUGCAUUAGGCAACUCUGAUCAGGAAGAUUCUAAAGAUUCUGAUAGAAAUAAUGAACGAGGUGGCAGAAUUCAUGGACUAGAUCAUAGGAAUCGUAAUUUCGACAAUAGAGAAAGAAUUGAUAGAUUUUCAGAUAGAGAUAUUAAAAAUGAUCGUGGGCGAAGAGAUGAUUUGUCUCAAAGACAAGAUCCAAGAAAUCGUAUUAAAGGGCCUGAACAAAGAGAAAGAAAAUCAUCACGCUGGGGUGAUAAAGUUAAUGAAGAAGUUGACAAUACAAAUAACAUUGGUAGGUUAUCAGUAAAAGAAGGAUUAGGAAUAGCUCAAGCUCCUAAUAUAGCACAGAUAGAUACUGUGAAAGAUAUUUUGAUACAAAAUAAUUCUUUGCAUCAAAUCCUUGAACAUGUGAUUCAAGACAACAUAGGUAAUCCUCCAUUCCAACCUGGCAUGUUUGGGCCUAACAAUGGACCACUUCCCAAUCAAAUGUUCAAUAUGCCCCCUCAAAAUUUUCCACAAGGACUAGGGCAAGAUGGUCCAAGACCACUUAUGGACAAUGGUAAUAUGAGAGGACGAGGAGGAUGGAAUCGUGGAGGCCGUGGAGGAUUUAGAGGUCGUGGAGGAUUUAACCCACCUAACUGGGAUAAUAACAAUUGUCCACCCAAUUGGGAUGCCAACAAUGGACCUAAUUGGGAUAAUAAUGGACCGCCCCCUGUUUGGCAGAACCAAAGUAUGAAUAGAGGAGGUAUGAUGGGAAGAGGUAAUUUAAGACCGCCAUUAAUGCAGAAUUUAAUGGGCCGUGGCCGAGAUAAUUGGAUGGACAAUAAUGUACCUGCUAAUAGAGGAAGUCGUGAUUCAGAUAAUUGGGUUGGUCGAGGAAGUGGUCGUGAAACAGAUAAAUGGGGAAGUCGAGGAGGUAGUCGUGAUUCAGAUGGAUGGGGUGGUCGUGGUAGACUCUCUCCAUGGAGAGGUAAUAGUAAUCGACGACGAAAUGAAGAUUGGGAAGGACCUAAUCAACAAAAGCGUUGGAGACGUGAUGAUAACCCAGAAUGGGAUGAACAACAAAAACCAUGGAAACGUGGAACAAUAAAUGAAGAAGAAGAAUGGCAAAACAAUAAACAAGGAUCACAGUGGACUCCUGGCAAAAAAGAUGAAACUAACUAUACAAAGUUAAAAAAUCGGGAUAACAAUGAUGAACGUUCUAGAAAACCAAGCAAAUGGGGUGAUAAAGAGUCUGAUAAUAGUACUAAAGAAGAUCGUUGGAACAGAAAAUCUGUAGAGCAAACUUCAUCCAGAGAUGAAUCAACUACGGAAGAAGGUCCUCAUCAAACGAGUGCUCCAAUGGAUUUAGAAAACUAUGAAGGUGAAGCUGUUGAUAAUAUUGAACAACAUCAUGGAGUCCACGAACAAGAAACUUUAUGUACAGACAUGAUAUUUAAACAACAAGAUGAAUUUAAGAACAAAGAACAUCAAAAUGAGAUUCAGGAACACCAUGACGUGGGUGUUUAUGAUGCUGAAUCAAAUAACGAAAAUAAGAAGAAUGUUGAAGAAAAUAUUGAUGUGCAAUGUAAUAAUAAAGAUCAACAAUUUGAAGAUUAUCAAAACGAUUUUACCAAUAAUUCACAAGAAUUGUCCCACGACAAUAUUAAAGACACACAGCAAAAUUCACAAAACCUACCCCUAGGCAACAUUGAACAGCAACAUAUAGAAGAAAAACAUCAUGAGUAUCAACCUCAAGAAGAAUAUCAAAGAGAUUCUAAGGACAAUUUUAAUUCCCAACAAGUAAAUGAAAUGAGCCAAAACAAUGAAGAGUUUGAACAAAAUGUACAAUUCAACUCUGAUUGUAGUAAUACUUAUGAAAAUGACCAAUCUAAUAACCACCAAUCUUUUAAUGAAGAAUCUUUUAACAAUUCAAAUCACGAGGAGCAUUGUUCAAUCAACACGUUUGCAUCUCAAGUAGAUGAUGUUAAUCAAGAUAUGAAUAUGGAAGAAAAAUGUCGUGAAACUCAUAAUGACUUUUAUUUUGGAGCAGAUAUGGAACAACAGAAUAAUGAGAUUUUUUCAAAUGAAGAAACAAGUAAUGUUCCUCCAGAUAAUAAUGAAAUAAGUGAUAUCAACACAGCAGAGUUAAAUCAAAGUUAAAGCACUUUACCUUUUCAACAUUUUAUCAAAAAUAUUCCAAAGUUUUUAUGAGUUAAUUAUUGUAAUAUUGUAUAUUCCAUUUCAUUUGCAAUUGGUCUAAUGAAGAAUGAUGAUAUAAUAAAUUGCCUAUUAUAUUUUAUUAGACACUUUUUACUUUAUUUUAUAAUUAUUUUU
This is a messenger RNA of Diuraphis noxia (Russian wheat aphid), 5084 nucleotides long. It is a transcript of the gene Isha, whose product is annotated as Insulator su(Hw) mRNA adaptor. The record is from RefSeq and is a predicted model, not a curated record. Gene Ontology annotation, cellular component: nucleus. Lineage: Eukaryota; Metazoa; Arthropoda; Insecta; Hemiptera; Aphididae. Gene Ontology annotation, molecular function: RNA binding.